Prorocentrum cordatum is the source of this 5334-nucleotide messenger RNA. NCBI's taxonomy places the organism in Eukaryota, Dinophyceae, Prorocentrales, Prorocentraceae. The record is from the annotation of a GenBank genome assembly.
AUGGACGUGCCGCGCGGGUUCCUGAAGGCAGACAGGCUCGCGCAGGGCGUGGCGCACUUCUGGUGGCGGCAGCACUCGGAGGAGCUGGCCGCGCGGAAGGCGGACUUCGGCGGCGCUGGGGCGGGGCACUGCUCGCAGCUGCCUGAGCUGCAGGCCGCGGGAGUGCCCGGCGAGCUCGCCGGCUUCGAGCUGCACGCCUGCCUGCUGGGCCCCAGCGCCCUCGGGAGGCUCAUGUUCUCGGCCAUGAUGCUUUCCCGCUGGCUGCUGGAAGGCCGGAGCAUGUCGCUCAGCGAAUGGGUCCAGUUGAAUACAGGCAUCGAGACUGGAGGCAGCGAUGUACCAGUACAUGUACAGGAGGGCAUCUACGCGGCGGUUGCGGAGCACCAGGCCCUGCGACCAGAGCGGCGCGGGCGCAGGCCUGACCCGGCCGAGCUCGGCACGCUGUACCCCGAGGCAGGUUCCAGGGGGUCGAGCUCCAGCAGAGCCGGUGGCGUGAGGGCGCCUUCGUGCGAGGGCUGGGCGCGCGUCCGCUUCCGGGGGCGAGCGCAGGCCUCGCUCAGGGGAGCGCGGGCGCUGUCCUGGCCGGAGUCGUCGCCGCGGGCGCUGGCGGAGAUGGGUGGCGUGAGCGCGGCUGGGAGGUCCGCGCCCCUCCUGGAGGGCGCGCGGGCCAGCGCGCGGCCGCCCGCGGAGGCGGCCCCGCGACCCGGCGCGGAGGCCGCCGAGGCCGCCGCCGGCGCGGAGGCCGCCGCGGGCCCGGGCUCGGCGCCGGACCCGGGCGAGGCCUGCCUGCCGUGUCUGGAGGCUCCCUCCUGCCCAGCGGCGCCUGCGGUCUGCCCUUCGGUGGACCCCGCGCCGGUGGCGGCGGAGGAGGACCCCGUGGGCGUCCUCGUGGCGGGUGCCCCUGGCUUGCUGGUGGCGCUGCUGCUGGAGGUGGGCGCUUGGUUCCCGGGCAGCGAUUCGUCGUCCGCUACAGUGACGACCCCGUCCCCCACGAGCGUGCCCCCGGGCACGUGGGCGGCCCGCACGCCGGACGAUGACGAAUACGAGGAGGACUCCACGGGCGCGGAUCCAGCCUCGGGCCCCGAGGGAGCUGCGUUGAUGCCUGCGGACGGCAGCGCCCCGCCAGAUUGGCCGCGCCCGAUCUACCGCUUCAGGGCGCCCGAGCUACGGGCAGCCAUCGAACGCGGCCGCGCGAUGGUCGAGGCGCGUCUUCAUGGGAUCGCGCCUGCGGAGCCGCUGGAGGUGGCGACCGCCGACGGCGAGCUCCUGGCCUGGGCCGACUGUUUCGGCCGCGAGCCGCGCCCAGGAGCGCAUCGGCUGCGUGGCAAGCAGCCCCCUGCGCCGUUGGCGGACGACUGCACCUGGGUGGUGGCCGAGCCGACCGCGAGCGCCGCCGUCAGCACCGCGGUGGAUCGGUCCGACGCGCGCUUCGUCCCAGGGACUGCGCUGGUGGCCUUGUUCGCUUUCGACGAGGGCCUUCGCCGAGUGGAGGCGCUGCUGGCGGAGGACCUGCCGGGCUAUGCGGCGCGACGCCGUGGCGAGGGCGACUUCCCGAGCCCCGAGAUGUCAGCCCCCGCGGACCGCCGCGAGCCCCUGGGCCGUUCGGCGCUGUCCGGCGGGGAUGCUGCGGCCGACGGCGCGUCUCCAGGAGGAGACCUGCGUGUCAUCGAGGUGGAUUUCGACCCGCAGGGGGAGAGGUUCAAGUUCUUGAGGGCGGCGUGUCGCGAGUCGGCCCAGGAGGUCUUCCCCGACCAGCCGAUGGAGGGCCCCGCGUCGGCCUCGACGGUCUGCAAGAAUACGGGGCGCACGAAUGGGGGCCCGCGGCUGUGGCUCCGCGACUUCCUGAGGUCGAAGGGCCUGGGGGAGAACGACCGGGUGGCCCACGAGUUGAGGGCAGCGCGCCGCGCGGCGGGCCUGGCGGCGGUGCGCUCGGACCCAGCCAAGCCCGUCCGCGGGCGCGCGCGGCUCUACACGGGCGCGGCCUCCUCGGGUGACAUUGAAGGGCAGGCGCUGCUGCAGUUCGCCACCAGGAAAAUCAAGGAGCAACGGGAGGCCCAGUCGGCGCUCGCCUUCGGGGAGGGGGCCACGGCGGCCCCCGCGGCCGGGGGGAACCCCGUCCCUAGCCAAAACUCCAGAGUAGAGCGGGGCCAGCUUGCCGCCUCGCGUUUCGCCAGGGAGCUGUUUCCGCUGCCUCGCUGGCGCCUGCCGAGUCUGCUAGGCGACGACCCCAUCCGGGGUCGAGCCCUCUGGCGGCGCGAGCGGCUGGCGCUGGGGAUGGGCAGCGGGACGGUGGGCGCACAGAACUGGCUCGCGGGCUUUCGGAACGGACUGGCGCGCUUCGACCCCGAUCCGAUGCAGCUCGAAAUGUUGGAGCGGAUCUGCGAGUUGGCCUCGCGGCGGUACCGGGGUCCAGAUGCUCUCAGUGAGCGCGCGGCCGUCCGCCGGCUGCUGCGAGGGCGUCCACCGUGCGACCGGGCGGGUUGCCUCACCCGCGUCGCGCCCUCCAGAAAGGUCCAGCGCUUCCUGAAGGAGCACCCCGAGCGCAUGCUGCGCGACGGAAGCCCGACGCCAGCUGCGACGCCGCAUUUCGACCCGGCGCUGAAGCGGAGCGCCAAGACAUAUCGACAUUGUGUCGCCGACCUGCGGCGCCGUGGCCUGCUGAUGUGGACGGGCCGCCCCCGCUGCCUGGUGGGCCUCUUCUUCGCAGAGAUGGGCAGCGGGAAGCGGCUGCGCCUCAUCCUGGACGCGCGGCCUGCUAACGAGCUCUUCAAGGCCCCGCCUGGCGCGGAGCUCCUCAGCGCGGAGGGCCUCCGCCGAGUGGAGUUCGCCUUGCCCGAGGGCAUGGGCCCCUGGAGCCCAGAGGCGCAGCAGCUCUUGCAGGGCUGCAAACUCCACUUGGGGCUCGCGGACGUCAAGGCCCCCGCCUUCGCCCUGGGCGUCGAGGGCCAGCUCUUGGAGGGCUGCUCGCUGGAGCGACAUGACCUGGUGAGCCCCUUCUGGGGGGGCAGGCCGCCCGUCUUUGGCCCGGCGGGCCCUGUCGGCCAUGCUGCCCAUUGCGUCUGCGUGGACAACCCUAAGCGCUUGUGGCUGAUCAGGCAGGCGAUCACCGGGUUACUUCGCAGACGUCUUCUGGCGGGCUGGGCCGCGGAGGUCCUGGUGGGCCACUGCGCUUGCGCUGGGCUGCUGGCACGCGGUGCCCUUAGCGUCUUCCGCGCAGUCUACGCUUUCAUGAGGAAGUUCUACUCCGCACCCGCGACGGUCUGGCCGGAGACCCGCAUGGAGCUGGAGGUGUUCCGAGGCCUGCUGAUCUUCCUGGAGAGCGACUGGGCGCUGCAGUGGAACAAACUGGCGGUGGCCACCGACAGCAGCCUGGAGGCAGGAGCAGCAUCUACCGCCCGCUGGCCCCACAGCAUGGCGGCCGAGGCAGGCCGCGCGCAGGAGAGGGCCCGCUUCCGCGAGGUCGCCGCUGGGCCGCUGGCGGCUGAGGGCGGCGGCCUCCCCGCAGCCCGCCGCGGGGCCCGCGAAGCUGCGCUGGUGGUGCCCGCGGCGGGGCUUGCGAGCAGCCGCAGGCGCACUAAGCAGGUGCAGCGCUGGAGGUCCGAGGAGGGCACCCUUAUCAAGGAAGCCCGAGCGCUGUCGAUGGGCGCCCGUCGCAUCGCCCAGUCAGUGUUCGGGGCUGCCGGUGCCGGCCGGGGCAAGGCCCCCGCAGCUGCCGCGGCCUGCUCCGACGAGCGCAGGGCUGACCCCGGCGCCGCGCCGCCAGAAGACACUGUCGGCGGCCCAGCGGUCGCGAGACUGGAAGGCUCGCUGAGCUCGGCUGCGCUGCCGCCGACGCCUCGGCUCCCAGAGCGGGGCGCGGACCUGCUGGCCGUCCCCAAGGACUGGCAGCGCCAGAUAAUGGCCGAUAGCGACGGCGACAGCAGCACCUCCGAGGAGCAGCAGGUCGCGCAAGCCGGCGAGUGGCGCGAGAAGCAGCUGCAGAGGCGCGCCGCAAAGAGGAAUAAUACCUACGGAGCGGAGGCGCUGCAUGACAGCGCAGCGGCGGACGGCCAGACCUUUCUGGAGCGACGGUCCGCGUUUGCACCCGCGCGGAGGCGGUGCGGUCUGGAGCUGGACGCCUUCCUGGGGUUCUGCGACGCGGAGCCGCACCGCCUGCUGCGCUCGCCCGCGCAGGUGGACGAGGCCCUCGUGGACUACAUGAACGCGUUGUUCUUCAGCGGCCACGAGUCGUCGAAGGGCGACCAGGUGAUGGCGGCCUUGAUGUACUGGUUCCCAGAGUAUUCGAAGCAGGGCGAGUACAAGACGCCGCGAGCUUGGCGUUGCCUCCGGGGCUGUCGCAAGCUGGCGCCGGGGCGGGGCCGCCGGGCCUGGCCGCUGGCCCUCUGGCGCGGGCUGGCUCGGCGCAUGGUGUCGCGUGGGGCGCUGCAGAUGGCCAUCUUCCUGCUCGCCGUGGUCCGGGGCUACUUCCGACCCAGCCACCUGCUCUCCUUGACGCGCGGCAGCGUCGUCGCGCCGGCGCCCAGAGCGCGCCGCUGGCGGUCGCUGCUCCUCUGCCCGGACAGCAAGCCGCUGCGCGGCAAGAUGGGUCUGGCAGACGUUGGAGUGAUGCUGGGCAGCGGCUGGUUUCAGCGCGCCACGCCCAUCGUCCGCGAGCACGCGCAGGGGGCCCCAGAAGAAAAGGUCUGGGACUUCAGUUCCCCUCAGUUCCUGGAGAUGUUUCGGAUGGCGCUGCAGGGCCUGGGUGUCGAGCGGCAUAUUGUUCCGUGCCAGGAGGCGGCCUGGCUCGAGCUACGCGGGGCAGUGCUGCUGCUGGCGCCCCGCAGGGGCGCCCCGCCCUUCGCGUUCGUUGCGCUGGGGUCGACGACCGAGCUCUCCGAGGCGGACCCCUCCUCGAGGCAGCUGCUGCUGGUCAACGGGGUGGACGUCCGCUUCCCGUCGAUGGCCAUCGAGAGCGAGUGGCUGGAGAUGUGCCUGCUGCUCGGCGACGGGCGCUUCCAGCCGCUGGAGGCGCCCGACCUGGCGUUGGCCUUCGACGACGGCGCGGAGUUCUCCGCCUGGGAGGAGGCGCGCCCGCUGCGUGCGGCCCUGCCCGCGCGCACAGGCAGGCCGCCGGGCGCGGCGGCGACGCCCACGCCGCCGCGGCCCCUGGGGCGCCGCUGCCCUGGGACCGCCAGGAGAGCCCAGCGGCUUCCUGGGCGGCGGCGGCUUCCCCGGGGAGGGCCCGCCAGGCGCCGUCCGUGUGCCGGAGCUCACGCCGGAGGAGGCCGUCGGCGCCUGCUCCGGGCUGGAGGCGCUCGCCUGAGCGGGCGGUCCGCCCUCGCCGCCGCGCGGUGA